AACUACAUUUCCCAGGCGCCUUGUGCGUCAGAUGUGUGCGUCAUCACGCAGCUUAAGACGUCACACGCGAAUCAGCGUGAGAGCGCUUGUGUAUUGCUGCAGUUGAGUACAGAACCGGGAGUCUCCCCAAAAUGAGCAGUUCAGAGGAAGUUUCGUGGAUUUCUUGGUUUUGUGGUCUACGUGGGAAUGAGUUCUUCUGUGAGGUGGAUGAGGAUUACAUCCAGGAUAAAUUUAACCUGACUGGACUAAACGAGCAGGUUCCUCACUACAGACAAGCCUUGGACAUGAUUCUGGAUCUGGAACCGGGUCAGAACAGAUCAGCAGUUCUUUUAAGGCCCAUUAACUCUGUCUGUGCAAGGGCUUCUUCAUCAUUAGAUGAGGAGCUGGAAGACAAUCCGAAUCAGAGCGAUCUGAUCGAACAGGCGGCUGAGAUGCUGUACGGCCUGAUUCACGCGCGCUACAUCCUCACCAACCGUGGCAUUGCUCAGAUGCUGGAGAAAUAUCAGCAGGGCGACUUUGGCUAUUGCCCACGUGUGUACUGUGAGAACCAGCCUAUGCUGCCAAUUGGGCUGUCUGAUAUCCCAGGUGAAGCCAUGGUGAAGCUCUACUGUCCUAAAUGUAUGGAUGUGUACACGCCGAAGUCGUCCCGUCACCACCACACCGACGGAGCUUAUUUUGGAACCGGAUUCCCUCACAUGCUCUUCAUGGUGCACCCUGAGUACCGGCCAAAAAGGCCUGCCAACCAGUUUGUGCCCAGGCUCUAUGGUUUCAAGAUCCACCCAAUGGCGUACCAGCUGCAGCUGCAGGCAGCCUCCAGCUUCAAGAGCCCUGUCAAAGCCAUACGCUAAAUCACGGAAAGAAGGGAAGGGAGUGUCGGAGAGACGAGGGAGAGAGAGCAUCUGUCUUUACUCCUCCUCGCUCUUCACCAAGAGAUCCGCUUUGUUUAAUCUUAGAUUUGUUUAAGAGAAAUGUUUCAGUAUCAAGAGUGGGAAAUAUAGAAUGCACACACUUUGGAUAAACGUUUACUGUUCUCUCUCACACACACACACACACACACAUGUAGGCAGCAUGGGAUACCAUGCUGUCAUUGGGGUAUUCUUUGUAAAAAAAAAAAAAAAAAAAACGUCCCUUCCUUAAACUUAACUUGUCAACAGAAGUUAUCUAAUUGGUGAUGGAUGAAUCCUGAGUGGUCAUGUGGUCACAAUGGCAGUGCAACUCACUGUUCAUCCAUGUAAAUGUCUGGAACAGGUCGUCAUCCUCCGUACAUCCCUACUACAGAGGCAGAGACUGUUCACUCAUGCCGUUCAAUCAACACUACUGAGUUUUCCUAUUGGCUUAUUUCAUAGAAAUUAAAAUUCUAUUAUAAAUUUCAGCUAACACAACCGUCUCUGCCUCCGUCAGUCCAGUGUGUGCACGGAAGUUCCCUCUGUAUCCACGUUUUCCUGCCGGCGUUCCUUCUGUCAUUAUUUAUUCAAUUGUCCACAUUUUUGAAAAUGUGUUUUAGUUUCCCUUCCCUGUUCUUAACUGUGCAUCUCUGGUUCCUUAGAAAGGCAUGUGACUGCAGGAUCGAGACUAAUCGAAUGCUUUGAUGAAAAUCAUAAUUAUUGUUACUCUCGGUGGCUUUUGUUUUGGUUUUUUAUCUUUUGAUUUAUUUUUUUCCUCCACUUUAGAGCUGUCCAGAGUUCAGAAUUCAAUAAACUUUUUUUCCUACA
Messenger RNA from Tachysurus fulvidraco (yellow catfish), 1712 nucleotides. It is a transcript of the gene csnk2b, whose product is annotated as casein kinase 2, beta polypeptide. The record is from RefSeq and is a predicted model, not a curated record. The transcript has 7 exons. The coding region runs from base 132 to 848 and encodes 238 amino acids. Gene Ontology annotation, molecular function: protein kinase regulator activity. Gene Ontology annotation, cellular component: protein kinase CK2 complex; cytoplasm. Lineage: Eukaryota; Metazoa; Chordata; Actinopteri; Siluriformes; Bagridae.